This is a messenger RNA of Paraglomus brasilianum, 213 nucleotides long. NCBI's taxonomy places the organism in Eukaryota, Fungi, Glomeromycota, Glomeromycetes, Paraglomerales, Paraglomeraceae. The record is from the annotation of a GenBank genome assembly.
UGAAUUAUCACCCAACGCAUAUCACAACUUGGCCGAGGAGACAAUGCAGCGACUGAUAGAAUAUUUUGAUAAUCUUGGGGAUAGAAUAGAGCUGGACGGAUAUGAUGUCGAGUACUCGAGUGGAGUCUUGACGCUUAAACUUGGGUCUUCUGGUACUUAUGUAAUCAACAAGCAACCACCGAAUAAGCAGAUAUGGCUCUCGUCUCCAAUCAG